Molecule: messenger RNA, 3522 nt
Organism: Danaus plexippus (monarch butterfly)
Lineage: Eukaryota; Metazoa; Arthropoda; Insecta; Lepidoptera; Nymphalidae
Gene: Rtf1
Product: RNA polymerase-associated protein Rtf1
Exons: 19
Coding region: 95-2389 (764 amino acids)
Cellular component (GO): Cdc73/Paf1 complex
Molecular function (GO): DNA binding; RNA polymerase II C-terminal domain phosphoserine binding
Source: RefSeq, a predicted model, not a curated record
ACACUGGUGUCGUUUUGCUUGUGUAGUUGACGGACGGCUUAGCAACAUAAAGAAAAAAUCUCAUAACGUAUUUUGCUGUGAAAAGUUUAUCAUAAUGGCUAAAAGAAAAAAUAAGCCCUUAAUCGAUUCAGAUUCAAGCAGCGACUGUUCAGAUCUAGAUUCGCAAUUUUUAAACUUGGCGAAGAAGAAAAAGAAACCGGAAGAGAUAGCGGCACAGAAGGUGAACAGCAAAACAUCGGGCAGCGAGUCAGACUGGGACGACACCGAGAAGAAAAAUGACAAAUCAUCAUCAUCGGACUCUGAAUCAAACAGUGAUUCCCACAGUGAUACAUCCAAAAAGAAAUCACCAGAGAAUCCCAGAAGAAAGAGCUCAUCAGAUCAUUACGAGGAACAUAAGAAUCCUGAGCCGGAGGUCAAAAGGUCGGAGGUCAAACAUAAUGAGCUACGUAGAAGUACAGACAGCUCAGGGUCAAAGAAGAAAGACACAUACAGUGAACCCGAGGAAGGUGAAGUGUCAUCACACUCAUCGGACAACGACUCCAUAGACUCCGAAGAAGAAUUUGAUGAUGGAUAUGACGAGAACCUGAUGGGAGACGACGCAGACCGCGCCCGGCUAGCAGCCAUGUCCGAGAAGGAGAGGGAGCAGGAGAUAUUCAAACGGAUAGAGAGGAGAGAUCUCAUGAAGACGAGGUGGGAGAUAGAACGCAAGCUGCGACUAGCGAGGCGGUCAGCGGCCGAGAGAGACGUGUCUCCUACUGAGCUGCAGAGGAGGAGGGAGGCGAGGAGGCGGCGGAGGGAGAGGCGGGGUAGGAGGGGGGAGAGAGAAGCUGUUGUAGAAGAAAAGAGGAAAGAGGAACGCGAAGAGGAGAAAGAGAGAGAGAAGCCUCCGCCCAGCCCCGGGGAGGUGACAGACGAUCAAAAAGAUACAGAGAGGGAUCAGGACCGGUCCGCCUCCCCGCUGUUCGGUGCCAAGACUGAGAGGAAGAGGAACGUGGACGACAGGAGAGUGAACGCUAUGGCGGCGCUCAGGGCCCAGAGAGACGCGCGACAGAGGAACGUGGAGACCAAACAGAAAAAGAGGGCGCUGGAGAGGAAGGAGGAGGACGACGAAGCGGAUCCGGAAAUAAUAGGAGGCACCAGCAAACAGAGCGUCAAGCUGAAGGCGUCCGACAUAUACUCUGACGACUCGGGCUCGGACUCCGAGGACAAGUCACAGGGAAAAAGAAGCUCCUCGAGUUCCUCCACAUCAGACGCCGAGGAAGAAGAGAAGAAGAGAGAGAGAGAGGAGGUUGAAGUGAAGUACGCGGACACCAGGGAACAGAUAAAUAAGCUGAGGCUUAGUAGGUUCAAGCUAGAGCGUCUCGUACAUUUACCUUUCUUCUCGCGCGUCGUGUCCGGGUGUUUCGUUCGUAUCGGCAUCGGCAAUAACAACGGAAACCCGGUGUACAGGGUCGCCGAAAUUAUAGAUGUAUACGAGACGGCAAAGGUGUAUAACUUAGGAAACACGAGGACUAACAAGGGCUUCAAGCUGAGACACGGCACGCAGGACAGGGUGUUUAGACUGGAGUUCGUGAGCAAUCAGGAGUUCACAGAAAAUGAAUUCCAGAAGUGGCAUCGAGCCAUCAAGGAGGCCAACAAGAAGCCUCCCACCAUGGACUUCGUUAGGAACAAGAUACUGGAGGUUAAGGACGCGCUCAUGUACGAGUUUAAGGAAGAGGAUAUAGAGAAGAUUGUAGCGGAGAAGGAGAGGUUCAGGUCGCACCCGACCAACUACGCCAUGAAGAAAACCCAGCUCAUGAAGGAGAGAGAUGUAGCACAGCUGAGAGGUGACGAGGAAUUGGUUCUAGAAUUAAACUCCAAGCUUCAGGAGCUGGAAGAGAGAGCCAGCGCCCUGGACAAGACGAGGACCAGCUCCAUACAGAGCAUCAGCUACAUCAACAACAGGAACCGGAAACUCAACGUGGAGACGGCCGAGAAGGCCAUCAUGGAGGAGGUGAAAGCUAUGAAGGGGAAGAAGAUGGACGAUCCCUUCACCAGGAGACACACCAAGCCCGUCAUGAACUUCAAGUCGCACGGCGGGAGCAGAUCGCAGGAACUACUGAAGAACGAGCAGCAAGCGGCGGAGCAGCAGAAACAGAAGGACGAAGAAGAGAGAAUAGAGAAGGAGAAAGAGGAAGAGAUACUGAACCGGCCGGUCGCGCCCCGCCCGCUCCCGCCGGACGGCAGUUUGUAUUCUUUACACGACUUCGACAUCAACAUAGAAAUAGAUCUCCCUGCGCCCAAGCCGGUGACGUCACACUCCAAACAGAUAACCAUAAAGGUGAAGGACGCCGGCCCAAAAAGGUCAUUGAACCUGGACGAUUACAAGAAGAGACACGGCCUCAUAUAGUGUUACAUAACAUAGAGAUGAUAAGGACAAAGACACUUCAACACACUUUAAAUUAUCAAUAAGACUAUUAAAACAUCUCAUCCCGGCGGCGUUGCUCGGCGAAAGAUUCAGUUUACGAGUUACGACAGACGGGACGGACACACGCGGACGGAAACACACACGGAGAGAUGACGAGAAGGAAAUCUGGUUAAAAGCAAUAUACCGACAUAGUAUUAAAACGACCUCAUGCUGUACAGGAUCCGAGGCGGUCCUCACACACGGCGCUCGGCGGCAGGCGGCCGGGGACCGACUGUCUCGGUGCACAUCUGAUCCGAUCCGCGUUGAGUCAGCUGUCCCGAACCUUGCCCUGUAGCGAGCUCUUUAUCUCUUCAUUAUAAAUCUUGUGUUAUUUAAUAUAUUCCGCUUCGUUACAGACAUCGGGAAUUUUACUUAAUGUUAUAGAAAAAUUACCGUUUCUACAAACAAACUACAUGACGGGUUAUAUAUAUAGAGAUUAAAUAAUAAAAACGUCUUCAAGGAAAUACUGAAUACUGUCAGUUAAAUACUGUUAUAGGGUUAAGAGGAUAGCGUAAAGAAACGUUACAUUAUGUUAUCGCAACCUUACCACGAGUCCGAGCCGUCACUCCACACGGACAGUUCCGAGUUUAUUAAUAGAACUCCACACGUGAUGGUAUCCGUUCAGGCUAGUGAAUGAUGAAAGGAGACUUGUGGUAAGGUUUCUGCUGCCGCUAGAGUUUAUUGACAGUCCAAUGUUCAUAGAGCGAGGGAACGACGACACCUUAGAGGGGGAGUAUCGACACUCCUGACAGAUAGUAAGGUCGAUUUUAAGCUGUCUGUCUGUAUCCUCACACUACACACUUAGCGUUUUCAGUUUUCCACUCAUAUGUACGUUAAGAUAUAUGAACGAAAAACUCUCAACGCUCCGUACGUAGUGCUCGAUGACACUCAUGGUAAGAACACUGUUCGUCAGCUCGAGACUUCUUCCUCAGUGUUCUCGUACUCACGGACACGCUAUACCUGCUGUAUACUAGAUGUAACGGACGAGAGCUGGUUAACUUAUUUGAUCAUUGAACAAUCCAUCUUACGUCUCUAGAGAUAAGGCUCAAAUUAUUGAAUAAAUUUAUAAAAUGUGA